Molecule: messenger RNA, 3621 nt
Organism: Lucilia cuprina (Australian sheep blowfly)
Lineage: Eukaryota; Metazoa; Arthropoda; Insecta; Diptera; Calliphoridae
Gene: Naa15-16
Product: N-alpha-acetyltransferase 15, NatA auxiliary subunit
Exons: 6
Coding region: 411-3032 (873 amino acids)
Biological process (GO): N-terminal peptidyl-methionine acetylation
Cellular component (GO): cytoplasm; NatA complex
Molecular function (GO): protein binding; protein-N-terminal amino-acid acetyltransferase activity
Source: RefSeq, a predicted model, not a curated record
UCCGUCGUUGGUAUUGGUUAAUUUUAGAGGUGUUUUUCAUUGUAUGUGUGUGUAUUUUGUGUGAUUCGUUUUUCAAUCAUUUUCCAACUUUGAGGAAACCUCGAUUUGCUCGUGGUUUCCACGGUACAAUAGAUAUAAAGAAAAAAUAUUGAAAUAUAUAGUGAAAAAUAGAAGAAAUCCAGCGGAAAAUUUUUACGCUAUUAAAAACAGGAGUGCACAAUAGCCACUAAUAAUCGCGAAUAUAUUUUUAAAGAAAUUAACAAAGUGGUGGUGGUCAAACACAUCAAAUAAAAGCGUGCUUUAUAAUACAACCAACGUUCGCAGUAGUCACGGCAGUCAGCAGUGUAACCGGUGUUUGUGAAAAAGCAGCAAAAGUUUACCAAUAAAUAGACCAGGAAAAAAAGAACAAAAUGCCUUCCAGCAAUCCACUGCCUCCCAAAGAGAGUGCGCUCUUUAGGAAAUUAAUGAAAUGUUAUGAAAUGAAACAAUACAAGAAUGGUCUUAAAUUAGCCAAACAAAUACUUUCGAAUCCAAAGUAUACCGAACACGGCGAAACAUUGGCCAUGAAAGGUUUAACUCUUAAUGGUUUGGGACGUCGCGAAGAAGCCUAUAAAUAUGUGCGUUUGGGAUUGCGUAACGAUUUGAGAUCGCAUGUAUGCUGGCAUGUGUAUGGUCUACUGCAGCGUAGUGAUAAAAAAUACGAUGAAGCCAUUAAGUGCUAUAGAAAUGCCUUGAAAUGGGAAAAGGAUAAUUUGCAAAUUUUGAAGGAUUUAUCGCUGUUGCAAAUACAAAUGAGAGAUUUAGAGGGUUAUAAAGAGACUAGACAUCAUUUAUUCAAAUUGCGCCCAUCUCAGCAUGCAUCUUGGAUCGGUUUUGCUAUGAGUUAUCAUUUGUUGGGGGAUUUAGAAAUGGCCAAUAGUAUAUUGGAUGCUUUCAAUCAAUCGCAAACAUCAGUGGAACCCAAUGACUACCGCCAUUCAGAGUUGUUACUUUAUCAAAAUCAAAUAUUAGUCGAGGCCGGUAAAUAUCAGGAAGCUUUGGAUCAUUUGAUUAAAUACGAAAGUCAAAUGGUCGAUAAAUUGGCCGUUCAAGAAAGUAUGGGCGAUUUGUACAUUAAAUUGGGUCAACAACCUAAGGCUGUGCCAAUUUUUGAGGAACUUAUACGUCGCAACCCUGAAAAUACUCUUUAUUAUGGACAAUACUUCUUGGCCAAACAAAUCGAAGAUGUCGAUAAUAAAUUGUUAGCUUUCAAAAAAUUGCAAGAGACUUACCCUCGCGCAAUGUGCCCUCGCCGCUUGCCUUUGGAUGUGGCUACUGGUGACGCAUUCCGCCAGGUCUUAGACGACUAUUUGAGACGUGGUCUACGCAAAGGAGUUCCGCCACUCUUUGUCAAUGUUCGUUCAUUGCAUUCGCAGCCGGACAAGGCGGCAGUUGUGGAGAAACUCAUAUUGCAGUAUUAUGAAAAUCUAACCCGUUCUGGCCACUUCUCGCGUGAAGAUGCCGACAAUAAUCUACCCGUAGAACCAGCAUCAGCUGUCGUUUGGACGCUCUUGUUCCUAGCUCAGCACUAUGACUACAAGCGUGAGACAGAUAAGGCAUUGGAAUAUAUUAAUGCCGCCAUCGAGCAUACACCGACCCUUAUUGAAUUGUUUAUUGCCAAGGGUCGCAUUUACAAACAUGCUGGUGAUCCCGUGGAAGCCUACAUGUGGUUGGAUGAAGCUCAGAGCAUGGAUACCGCCGAUAGGUACAUAAACUCGAAGUGUGCCAAGUAUAUGUUGCGUGCAAAUUUGCUUAAGGAAGCUGAAGAGAUUUGCGGGAAGUUCACUCGUGAAGGUGUGUCACCCAUGGAAAACCUCAAUGAAAUGCAAUGUAUGUGGUUCCAAACUGAGUGUGCUUUGGCUUAUCAGCGCAUGGAGCGUUGGGGUGAGGCUUUAAAGAAAUGUCAUGAAGUUGAUAGACAUUUUGCGGAGAUUAUUGAAGAUCAAUUCGAUUUCCAUACGUACUGUAUGCGUAAGAUGACAAUGCGCGCCUAUGUGGGUCUUUUGCGUUUGGAAGAUGUGUUGAGACGUCAUCCAUUCUACUAUAAAGCGGCCAAGUGUGCCAUAGAGGUUUACAUCAGACUAUACGACAAACCUCAGAAAUCUGAGGAAACUAUUGAGGAAAACGAUAUUGAAAAUCUACCACCUUCGGAACUAAAAAAACUUCGCAGCAAGCAACGUAAAGCCAAAAAGAAAGCCGAACUCGAAAGCCAACAAGCAGCUCAAGCACAAAUUAAACGUGAGCAACAUCAGAAAUCGAAACAACAAGCCAAUCAGGAAGCGGAUCCCGAAGCCCCACAAUUGGAUGAAUUAAUACCCGAAAAAUUGGAACGGCCCACUGAUCCCCUGGAAAAGGCUAUAGAAUUUUUGAAGCCUCUCCAGCAAUUAGCCAAAGAACGUAUUGACACGCAUUUGUUGGCUUUCGAAGUAUAUUCACGCAAAAGCAAAAUUCUUCUUAUGAUUCAAUCGAUUAAACGCGCCCGUGCCAUCGAUGCUGAGCAUCCAGAGGUACAUCGUUGUUUAACUCGUUUGAUGCAGGUACUGCCAACGUUGACGAAGGAUUUGAAUGCAAACGUUAAGACGGUCGUGGACAAAGCCAUUCAAGAACUGAUAGGUACUAAGAGUGUUAAACAAUUGAACGAUGAGUUCAUUGCGAAGUACAACUCUUCCAUAGCGCAUUUAUACGAAGCAGCACGUAUUAUGUACGAUUUGGAUGCUAAUAAUCAGGAGGCGGCAAUUAAGUUAAUUACCUCUUUUGAUGUAGAAAAACUUAAACUAGAGGAAGCGUCAAAGAUAUACGAAUCGCUGCGCGAUGGUAUCUUUGGAAAUUGUGAAAAUGCGGUGCAAAACUACAAAGAAACCUGUCAUAAACGUUUUAAAUAUGCUCGUCUAUUUCGUGAUAAUUUAGAGGAAGCAGCAGUUUCAACAAACACCUCUGCAGGCAAGGAUGCUUCUGAUAAUCAUGUGGAAAAUCAAGUGUCGGCUGAUUUGUAAUAACACUCAGCUAAAUAUCAUUUAUCACUUUUUACUACUAUUACUACAACAAGAACAACUUACAAUUAAUACAGUACUCCUAUCAAGUACUUCGGAACAUCUGCGAUGGAUCGACUAAUCGAAUAUAGUGAUGGAACUUCUGCAACAAUAACUACACCGACAGGACUCAUUAACUAAAAUACAUACUAUACUACAAACGUUUUUAACACCAAAAAAUCCAAACUACAACUUAUAAUUACGAUCACGGGAAAACUGCUGCUGUUGAUGAUGAUGAAUAAGAAUAAAACAAAAUAUAUACAAUGAAAUAAAAUGCAAAAGAAACAUCAAUAAAUAAACAAAAGAAAACCACAAUUGCAACAAAAAACAACUGAAAUUAAGCUUAAUUUUUUAUGUAUAAUGUAGAAAAAAUGGAAAAGAAAAUGUUUUAAUCUUAUCUAUAUUUGGUUAUAAAACUGAACUAGUUCUUUUACAAUAUACAUUCAUUGAAACGUUUUAUUUUUUUUUUGUAUUUUCAUUUGUUUUUACAUUUCCAAAUACCUGCAUCAUUAUCGAUCUAUUAAUAUAAUUUUAAAAUUAUGUAAAACUUAAA